Molecule: messenger RNA, 507 nt
Organism: Vitrella brassicaformis
Lineage: Eukaryota; Vitrellaceae
Source: the annotation of a GenBank genome assembly
AUGUCGUCCCCGGUCCCUUCCGGCGCUGGAAAGGGCAGUCCCUCAACCGAAGAGGAGGCGGCCAUGUUCCUGAGCCUCAGUAUGGCGGAGUUUCAGAAGGAGGAGGAGUCACCCCAGACGGCCACGGGCGUUUCUGCCCGGAGCAGUGGCAGCACCACCAGCAGCGCGUACACCGUGGGCAUGAAGCGCCCGCACGAGGAGGGACAUGGAGAGGGUGAGGGAGAGGGUGAGGACCGGGCCAAGAAACGGCAGGAGUGCGUGGCGAUGAAGGACCGCAACAACGAGGUUGAGGCUCCCCUUCUUCCCGGGUAGGGGGGAAAAGGGGAAACGGACUGGCAGAGGCACACCCCGUGUUUGUCUGGUGUUUGUUGUUGCAGCGUCAGUACCGACAAGCCACCACAUCCUCGGGACCUUAAUGCCGACAAGUUGACGCGGAGGGCAUACUACCACGUGUGGGACACGAAUCCAGAGCUGGCGUAUCGGAUGUACCAGCGGGGAGAAAUAUAG